Molecule: messenger RNA, 3699 nt
Organism: Gavia stellata (red-throated loon)
Lineage: Eukaryota; Metazoa; Chordata; Aves; Gaviiformes; Gaviidae
Product: adenylate cyclase type 10-like
Biological process (GO): intracellular signal transduction; cyclic nucleotide biosynthetic process
Cellular component (GO): cytoplasm
Molecular function (GO): adenylate cyclase activity
Source: RefSeq, a predicted model, not a curated record
AUGACCUACAGAGGAGGUCACUGCCAGGUGAUUGUGACCUCACCCGUAGCCCGUGUGCACAGGGCACUGACGAUGGCCUCUGCCUGGGAGAGGAAACAUCACCACUCCGACCUGGAGAAAGCAGCAGCUUUCGUCCCCAGACUGCUUGCUGAGGACUACCCCAAGAGUGCUGUUACCACUCAGACUUUCGACGGAGUGCUGCUCUUUGCAGAUCUGUCAGGCUUCACUGCUUUGACAGAGACAUUAAUCCAGAGGAGCGGCACAGACAGAGGCACUGAUGAGCUGGUGCAAACCCUCAAUUCCUACCUGUGUGACAUUUUGGAGGAGUUGCUGAUUUUUGGAGGAGACAUCUUGAAGUUUGCUGGGGAUGCUGUGCUGGUGCUGUGGAGAACACCAUCCCAGGAGCUGGCUAAGACCAUCAGCCUGGUGCUGCAAUGUAGCUGGCAGAUCCAGAAGAAGUAUGGGAGUCGUGACACGCACGUGGGUCAGAAGAUCGAACUGAAGAUGGGGAUCUCUGCAGGGCCCAUGAGCCUCCUGAUUGUCGGAGACAGGAGGCGGCAGUACUUCUGUAUCUGUGGCCGGGCCCUGGAUGAAGUUUGUGAGGCUGAAGAGCUUGCGAAUGCAGGUGAAGUUAUCCUCUCAGCCACCUCCUGGGAGCUCUGUGAGCAGCACCGGGUCAGGACCGAGCCUCUUGCAGGCCAAAGCCCUGUGAAGGCAUGGAUCAGAUGUCCUGGUCAGAAUGCCAAGAGGCUUUACGCAAGCUUGUACAACACCCAGCGAGCCACCGCUGGGAAGGGGAAGCUUGAUGACAGAGUGCCGCUGGACCUCUUCUCUGAGCUACGGCCCGUCACGUGCCUCUUCGUCAACCUGCGGCUGGCUGCAGAUAUCGGCACAGGGGAUCUCUGCGCGAUCCUCCACAAUGCCAGCAGGAUGAUGCUAGAAAUCCUCUCUCCUCACAAGGGCGAGCUGAACAAAGUCCUCCUCUUUGAUAAAGGCUGCACCUUCGUCUGUGUGUUUGGACUCACUGGAGAAAAGCUACCCUACGAGAGCCUUCACGCCUUGCAGAGUGCUAUUCAGAUCUUCAACUUGUGCUCCACGAUCCGCCCUGUUUCCCUGUGUGCCAGGGCAGUGUCUGUUGCAGUUACCAGCGGGACGGUGUUCUGCGGAGUAAUUGGCCACCCUGUAAGGCAUGAAUACACAGUCGUUGGCCAGAAGGUGAAUUUGGCAGCCCGGAUGAUGGUGCACUACUCUGGGCUGGUGUCCUGUGAUGCAGAAACCUGCGCGGCCUCUCAACUGCCCCCUUACUGCUUCGAGGACCUGCCAGAGAGAAAGAUGAAAGGCCUUAGCCACCCUGGCACUGUCUAUCAAUUUGUGGGGAUCACCAUUAGGUGAGUCGUAUUUGGCAUGGGUCUUACGAAGAAGAAGUCAGAGUCCGUCCCCUUGCUGGGUCGGGAGAAGGAGGUUGACCUCUUUGUCAGCUGCUUGAAAGCCUAUGAGGAUUUAGGACAAAGCCGCAUCCUGGCAUUUGAGGGCACGAGGGGCUCCAGAAAGAGCCACUUACUUGCUGAGCUGGCCUAUUUAGGCCAGGCUGCUGGCCACAGGGUAGUUACCAUGGAACUGCUGGAGGUCAACGAGAGGCAGUUCUUCUCUGCCCUCCGUAUGCUGAUGGCCAGGGCCCUGGGCCUCGAGGACUGUGAAUCGUGCAGUGCCAGGCAGGACAUGCUGCGGACAAAGCUCCGAGGGACAAUCGAAGAGAGCAGCUACUGCCUCCUCAAUGACAUUUUCCUUGUCAAGUUUCCCGUUUCGGACAAGGCUCGCGAGAUGCGUGAAACUCAAAGACAAAUGGAACUGCGCUCGACUUGGGCGAAAGUGCUAGAGAAGGCCAUUGGAGGAGAAUUUGGCAUAUUUGUCAUCGACAAUGCCCAUUUCAUCGACCCUGCCUCCUGGAGUAUCAUGUCAGCCGUGCUCCCAACUGUCUCCCUCUUCAUGGUGGUGAGCUUAGCUCCGGGCUACGCGAGAACAGAGAGCUUUCGCAAAGCCGCAGCAGACAACACAACGUCCCAGAAAGUCACCUGUGUUCAUCUGGACGAGCUGAAACCGUCAGCUGUGGUGCAGAAAGUCUGCCAGGAGCUUGGAGCGGUCAGCAUCUCCAGGGAUCUAGCGAGGUUCCUGAUGCACAGAAGCUCGGGGAUCCCAUAUUACUGUGAAGAGCAGCUGCGCUGCCUUCGUUGCAACGACAUGCUCUUGUUCCGCACCCAGAGGCAGGGUGAAAAAGCAGAGGACAACUGGGAGAGCCUGAUCACUUCUGCACUCGAGGCUUCAUCCCUCGCAGCAACCUCGAGCUCCAGCGCGGGGAAUGAUGGCAGGGUCUGCAUCAUCAGACCGGACGUGAACCUGGAGAACACCGUGCUGCCCACCACCUUGAAAGAGAUUGUGCUGGCUCAGCUGGACCGGAUAAAGCCGCUGAAGCAGACGGUUUUGAAGUUUGCAGCUGUCAUCGGGCCAGUGUUUACCACCCAGCUGCUGUUGCACAUCCUUCCCGCUGGCAUCAGGCACAAGAUGAAUUACUUGUUGGACAUGCUGGUGAGCGACAACAUCCUUAAGUGGCUGAAAAACACAGAGGUGCCAGAAGAUGUCCAAGAUGCUAGCAAGGGGCCAGCCACCUCUCUGCAGGCAGAGCACGGUGUGGAGAGGCCCUCUCCGAGCAAGAAGCCCACGGAGCAGCAGUCUGGCGUCCUGGCCUUCUGUGUCCCGCUGCUGCGGGAGGCUGCCUACGAGCUGUGGCCCGAGAGACAGCGGGUCGCCUUGCACGGCAAGUGUGCCGCCUUCCUGGAGCAGCACGCACACAAAUGCAAGAGCUGCGGCCAAGGGGACUUUGUCGCCUUCCACCGCUUUGCCGUCAGCGGCACCCAGGACGGAGGGAGCUGUCCGGGCCCUGCUGACCAGGGCGACUCAGGCAGCUGGGAGGCCUUGGUGCUCGCUGGAGAACAGAUGAAGGAUAGGACCCACGCCACUGAGGGGUGGUUCCUGGCAAAGCGUGAACAGACAACUGAGCUGCCCAGCAAGACCGACGGGAAGCGCAACGGCGCAAGCUCAUGUGAAUGCAAAGCCAUCGUGGAAUCGGUGCUUGUGCCUUUGGCUCGCCACUACAUGGCAAUGGGCGAUGCUGCCAGAGCCUUUUACUACCUUCUGGAGUGUGCGGCUGCCUACCUGCACGUCUCCAACAGCUACAUGGCCCUCCUGAAGCUGGAUGAAGCGGAGCUCCUGAGGGACUCAAUAGAGAAGAAAGCGAAUGUGAUAGCCCGCUUUGAAGAGGCCACCUUCUUCAGCCUCAAAGGGGAGGUCUGCUGUCAUAUGGGACGUGUGAAGCUGGCAAAGAAAAUGAUCAGGGAGGCUUUGAGCCUGCUCAAAAGGCCGUUCCCCCGGACCUCCAUUGGAGCCUUUGUCAAGUCUCAGGUGGAAAAGUUGCAGUGUGCCGCUUACAUUGCCAGAAGAGCAACCUCCCUUCCGCAGGAGGCCCGGAGGAAGAGGCUAGCCUGGCUGCUGCGGCAGAGCUGCUGCCUUUCCUUACUGGAGCACCUCUUCAGCCUGGAGGGCACUUCCAGCGGACGGACGUUCUCCCGCCUGGCAGCACGCAUGAAGGCCAACACGGACAGGGCAGCGGACUCCUGUCAGGCAGCAGACUCCCACCACAGAUAG